Molecule: messenger RNA, 1197 nt
Organism: Iphiclides podalirius (scarce swallowtail)
Lineage: Eukaryota; Metazoa; Arthropoda; Insecta; Lepidoptera; Papilionidae
Source: the annotation of a GenBank genome assembly
AUGAUCUCAAGAGACAAUGCAUAUAACCAACUUGCCGCUCGUGGUUUGGACGUUCAUAGUCUUAGCAACAAAUGUAGCGACGCAAAGCCAGUAUGGAAUAGGUUUAGGCAUAAAACGAGAAAUUGCUACAAAGCAUCCGAUGAACUGAGAUCAGAGUUAAAAUGCACUGAUGACUGUACCAAAGAAGAUGGCGCACGUUGUGUGAACGGUGCCUGUCUAAACGGUGUGUGCCAUUGCAACGAUGGUUUCGGCGGCUGUAAUUGUCAAGAACCCGAUGUAAACGAAUGUAAGGACCGACCCUGUGACGUCUUUGCACACUGUACCAACACCGUAGGCAGCUUUCAGUGCUCUUGUUUUCCGGGCUAUGAAGGUGAUGGAUUUACUUGCAGAGAUAUAAAUGAAUGUGAAGAUCCGACUAUAUCAUCAAGAUGUGUCGAAAAUGCUGAAUGUUGUAAUCUACCAGCUCACUUCAUCUGCAAGUGUAAUCGUGGCUUUGAAGGAGAUGGUGAAGAGGAAUGUCGAGACAUCGACGAAUGUCGCCGGCCUGGAGCUUGCGGGGCCAAUACGUUGUGUCAUAACUACCCUGGCAAUUACACAUGCGCAUGUGAAGCUGGUUAUACCGGAAAUCCAUUUGAUGGGUGCAUGGACGUGGACGAAUGUGAAAACAAGGAGACUUGUGGAACAAACGCCAUCUGCCGUAACAUAGCGGGCGGAUAUGAAUGUAGCUGCCAACAAGGAUAUGAAGGUGAUCCACGCAUCGGCUGCCAUGACCUUGAUGAAUGUGCACGUGCUUCUUGCGGUCGCGACGCUCUUUGUGAAAAUCUACCCGGCGCCCAUCGCUGUUUGUGCCCACCAGGUUUCCAUGGCAAUCCUGAUAUCGAAUGUAUUGACGUGGAUGAGUGUAAGAAUAGCGAGAAAGUAUGCGGCGCGCACGCCGAAUGUACGAAUACGAUCGGAAGCUUCGUAUGUACAUGUGAACCUGAAUACACGGGCGAUGCACGCUCGCACAAUGGUUGCAGUGAUGUGGAUGAGUGCACAGUCCUUGAGCGUGCUUGUGGUCUUCAUGCAAUUUGCGAAAACACUUCACCGGGGUACAACUGUAUAUGCCCACAAGGUUUUAGAGGCAAGCCAGAUGCAAAAAUCGCAUGUGAACAGAUUGUGCUAAAGGAAACACAUGUGGUAAUGGAGCAGAGUGCA